UGUCUGAGGCCGGUAACAUCAAAAGUGAGGACAAACCCAAUCUACAGUCACUGGGGUCCUGAUUGUGACAGUGGAGCCCAGUUUGCACUGCAGGAUCCAGAAAUGGCAUCAGUGAAGCUGGAAGACUGCAGUCAAACACUGGAGCUGAAUGUCAACAUUAAAGAUGAAGAAGAGGAGGAGAAGAUUGGAGACCAUGUUGAGACAUUCUCUACAUCCAGAGAGCAACAGCAGGAAGAUCACAGAGCUAAGAGGUCUCACCAAUGCCCACAUUGUGAGGAGAUUUUCCCAAUUCUAUCAAAGUUAAAAAUACACACAGGAGAUAAUCUGUAUUCCUGCACUGACUGUGGGAAGAGUUUCACAACAUCACAGGCUCUGACAGUUCAUCGGCGAGUGCACACUGGAGAAAAACCUUACUCCUGUUCUGACUGUGGGGAGAGUUUCUCGCAUCAGAGCAACUUAAAAACACACCAACGUAUACAUACAGGAGAGAAGCCUUACUCCUGCUCUGACUGUGGGGAGAGUUUCUCUCAACAGAGCAGCUUAAAAACACACCAACGUAUGCACACAGGAGAGAAGCCUUACUCCUGCUCUGCCUGUGGGAAGAGUUUCACCUCAUCAAGCAGCUUAAAAAAACACCAACGUGUACACACAGGAGAGAAGCCUUACUACUGCUCUGAUUGUGGGGCGAUUUUCUCUCAGCAGAGCAGCUUAAAGUCACACCAACUUAUACAUACAGGAGAGAAGCAUUACUUCUGCUCUGAUUGUGGAAAAUGUUUCACAAGAUCAGUUGAGCUAAGAGUUCAUCGGAGAACACACACAGGAGAGAAGCCUUACUGCUGCACUGACUGUGGGAAGAGUUUCUCUCAACAGGGCCACUUAAAAUGUCACCAGCGAAUACACACAGGAGAGAAGCCUUACUACUGCUCUGACUGUGGGAGGAAUUUUUUUCAACAGAGUGGCUUAAAGUCACACCAACGUAUACACACAGGAGAGAAGCCUUACGCGUGCUCUGACUGUGGGAAGAGUUUUUCAAAUCAGAGCAACUUAAAAACACACCAACGUAUACAUAAAGGAGAGAAGCCUUACUCCUGCUCUGACUGUGGGAAGUGCUUCACAACAUCAACUGAGCUAAAAGUUCAUCAAAGAAGACACACAGGAGAGAAGCCUUACUACUGCUCUGACUGUGGGAAGAGUUUCACCCGAUUGGCUACCUUAAAAACACAUCAAUGUAUCCGUAAAGGAGAGAAUUCACAUCACUUCUCUCAGACCAGCUAAGAUUAAAGUCACUCCAUCAAUUAAUCCUCAUCUCAUAAAAGAAGUGGUAACAUUAAGAUAGUGUUACUCUAUUGUAAUCAUAUUGUUUCUCACUGAGGGAACUGUGAAGAGGAAAGAGUGCGUUACAGAAUCAUGUCAUUGGAAAGUCUAUCCUUUUUUUAAUGCACCAUUUGCACAUGUGUUGAUGUUGUGGUGGUGCUGGAGAUGAUGAAUAUGAAGAAAUUUCCCUUUAAGACAAAACAAAAGGAGGGUGGUUGGUCGGGUGGAUAGAUGGGUCUGCAUAUAACAUGAACGUCUUGCAAACCAAAGGCAUAUAACAUGAACGUCUUGCAACCCAAAGGCAUAUAACAUGAACGUCUUGCAACCCAAAGGCAUAUAACAUGAACGUCUUGCAACCAAAG
Molecule: messenger RNA, 1676 nt
Organism: Oncorhynchus kisutch (coho salmon)
Lineage: Eukaryota; Metazoa; Chordata; Actinopteri; Salmoniformes; Salmonidae
Product: zinc finger protein 239-like
Exons: 2
Coding region: 103-1275 (390 amino acids)
Biological process (GO): regulation of transcription by RNA polymerase II
Cellular component (GO): nucleus
Molecular function (GO): DNA-binding transcription activator activity, RNA polymerase II-specific; RNA polymerase II cis-regulatory region sequence-specific DNA binding
Source: RefSeq, a predicted model, not a curated record